AUGGAUAAGCCGAAGGAUGUGAGGAUUUCGGGUCCAUCAUGGCUCAAGAAGAGAUUCCUUUCUCUGAUACUUUUUAUGAUAGCUGUUCUCCUGGCGAUAAUCAUUAUCUUCCUAAUUUGGGGAAGUCAGGAGAACCUCGUCCGCCCUAAACUAGAACGGAAAUACCGUGUCCCUGACAGAAUAUCGCCCACAAGGCACCGGACUCCACCAGGUAAGACAGUGCCUGGUUGGAAAAACAGCUAUUUCAAAGCCCAAGCGCUGGUAAAUAAUAUGACCCUGGUGGAAAAAGUAAAUGUUACAACCGGAGUAGGUUGGCAGAUGGGACUAUGUGUCGGGAAUACCGGCCCCGCCACAGAAGUCGGGUUCCCGUCGCUGUGCCUUCAAGAUGGUCCGCUAGGGCUACGUUUUGCUGACAACAUAACCGCCUUCCCUGCUGGCAUUACUGUUGGGGCUACCUGGAAUAGGGAUCUUAUGCGCAAGAGAGGCGAAGCCUUGGGAAGAGAAGCUCGACGAAAAGGGGUAAACAUCCUUUUAGGUCCGUCUAUGGGGCCUUUAGGAGUCCUUCCGGCUGCAGGGCGUAACUGGGAAGGUUUCGGCACCGAUCCGGUUUUGCAGGCAAUUGCGUCUGCAGAAACCAUACAGGGAAUCCAGAAGGAAGGGGUAAUAGCAACAGCAAAGCACUUUGUCUUAAACGAACAAGAACACUUUCGACAGCCAUAUGAAUGGGAAAUACCAGAAGCCAUGUCUUCUAAUAUAGAUGACCGUACCCUACAUGAAGUAUAUGUCUGGCCAUUUGCUGAAAGUGUCCGUGCCGGUGUCGGUAGCAUAAUGUGUGCUUACCAGAUGAUCAAUAACACAUAUUCCUGCAGCAACGAUCGGCUUUUGAAUGGUAUCCUGAAAGAUGAACUGGAAUUCCAAGGGUUCGUUCAAUCAGACUGGUAUGGCCAACAAAGUGGCGUUGCAAGCGCACUAGCAGGAAUGGAUAUGACUAUGCCGGGAGAAUUGCCUCGCUCUGAUCCAGGAACAUCCUUCUGGGGGCCUAAUUUGACUAUGGCCAUUCUAAACGGCUCUGUUGAAGUUGGCAGAUUGAACGACAUGGCGACUAGGAUAGUAGCUGCAUGGUACCAAUUAAAACAGGAUACAUGGGAACGACCACCACCUGAUGGAGAUGGAGGCCCAAACUUUUCAUCCUGGACGAAGAACAAAACCGGCCAUAGGCAUGAAGGGAGCCAAGAUGAUGACCAAUUGGUGGUUGUUAACCACUAUAUUAGGGCGCCGAAUGAGUGGAAGGAUCCCCAUAGCGAUCUAGCUAGGGAUAUUGCAACAGAAGGCACAGUACUCUUGAAGAAUGAAGAUGACAUAUUGCCUCUAUCCAAAAAAGGUACCACGUCAGGUAGAAAAACGAAGGUGGGAGUGUUUGGAGAAGAUGCUGGUCCGGGAAAGGGACCAAACGUUUGUCCAGAUAGAUCCUGUAAUCAAGGUACGCUUGGGUCUGGAUGGGGCAGUGGCGCUGCUGACUUCCCCUACCUUAUAACGCCAUGGGAGGAGAUUAAGAAAUCCUACGACCACAACGAUGUCUCAAUAAAUGAAUACCUUUAUAACGGCAUCCAGGAUAACGACUUAGCCGACAAAGACCUGUGCCUCGUCUUUACAAAUGCGGAUUCAGGUGAAGGGUUCGCUUCUUUCGACGGCAUUGACGGAGACCGAAAUGACCUGUUCCUCCAAAAUGACGGUAAUAAUUUGAUCAGACAGGCCGCUGAUAAGUGUGGGGAAGGCAGGGGAAGCACCAUUGUGGUUCUUCACUCAGUUGGCCCAGUCAUACUGGAAGACUGGAUUGACAUGCCCGGAGUCAAGGGUGUUGUCCUAGCAAAUCUCCCUGGUCAGGAAAGCGGUAGGGCGCUUGUGGAUGUUUUAUUUGGCAAAGUUGAUGCGAGCGGGAGACUCCCGUAUACAAUCGCAAAAGAUCCCGAAGAUUAUGGCCCCGAAUCCAAAGUUCUAUAUGAAAGCGAAGAUCCAGUACCACAGAAGAAUUUCACCCAAGGUUUAUAUAUAGACUAUCGAUACUUCGACAAAAACAACAUCACCCCGCGAUAUGAAUUUGGGUAUGGUCUAUCAUAUACUUCUUUUCAACUAUCAGAUCUCAAGAUCCGCCUUUUGAAAAAGAAGUCCACGAGCCCUCCUAGAUUGCCGUCUGAAGUGAACGUAACAUUACCGGGAUAUAAUGAAAGCAUCCCAAAUCUAGAUUCGGCCCUUUUUCCUAAAGGAUUCCGGUCAUUAUCAAAAUAUGUUUACCCAUAUGUUUCCUCCACUGACCAGAUUCAGAAAACAAAAUAUCCUUACCCUGCUCGGCAUCAUCCCGAAGAUGUCUCACCUGCCGGUGGCGGCGAAGGGGGCAACCCUUCACUCUUUGAGCCAAUGGUCGAUGUCAGUCUCUCUGUCAAUAACACUGGAAAGCGGGCCGGUAAAACAACUGUUCAGCUUUAUAUAUCUUUCCCAGCCGGUGUCAAUGAGUCAAUAAUGGAAGAUGGGAAAGAUAACAAUAUAAUACCGGUAGAUUUUCCUGACCGCGUGUUACGGAACUUCCAGAAAAUCGAGUUACAGCCCGGUAACUCAACGAAAGUGACCUUGUCGCUUACAAGAAAGGACUUGAGCUAUUGGAGCAUUUAUCAACAAAAUUGGAUAAUGCCUACAGCAGGGAAAUUCAAGGUAAGGGUUGGCCAGAGUUCAAGGGAUCUACCGUUGACUGGUGCAUUUUGA
This is a messenger RNA of Microsporum canis CBS 113480, 2757 nucleotides long. Its product is annotated as glycosyl hydrolase family 3 N terminal domain-containing protein. Bases 1 to 2757 code for a protein of 918 amino acids. Gene Ontology annotation, biological process: glucan catabolic process. The transcript has 3 exons. The record is from RefSeq and is a predicted model, not a curated record. Gene Ontology annotation, molecular function: beta-glucosidase activity. Lineage: Eukaryota; Fungi; Ascomycota; Eurotiomycetes; Onygenales; Arthrodermataceae.